This is a messenger RNA of Hypomesus transpacificus, 3483 nucleotides long. RefSeq names its product MLLT3 super elongation complex subunit (gene mllt3). Lineage: Eukaryota; Metazoa; Chordata; Actinopteri; Osmeriformes; Osmeridae. The transcript has 11 exons. Gene Ontology annotation, biological process: regulation of DNA-templated transcription. Gene Ontology annotation, cellular component: super elongation complex. The record is from RefSeq and is a predicted model, not a curated record. The coding region runs from base 381 to 1952 and encodes 523 amino acids.
CAUGCGGAAGUGCAGACCUGAGGCUACGUUUGAGUGUUAGAUUUUUGUAAAUCUGCCAAGUAAAACUUAAGAUAUGAUCAUUUCAAUUUCAUGAAAAAGUCCGUCAAAAAAUGCGCUCUUUUAUGCACGCGUUGCAUUUAUUUUAAUAUUUUUCUCGUUUUUUUCCAAAAAUGAAACGGAGAAAAACUGUGGAUUCUGCUGACUCAUAGCUAUAGGAUGCAGGAGAAAGCGAGAGGACAAAGAGACGUCUAAGAAAAAAACAAUUAGGUUUAUUAUGACUAGUUUUCGAAGUAUUUUGAGUUAUUAUGGGGCGAUUUUGAGUAGUUUAGUUAUAUAUUUGGACUUAUUUGGGGGGAAAUGAGGCGAACACGCUGUCUAACAUGCCGUCAACUUGUUAUUUCAACCGAAGAGCAAGAAGAGCUUCAUUUUUGUUUACGACGAGAGUGUGCAAGGAUCCACCCUACAAAGUGGAGGAGUCUGGAUACGCCGGUUUUAUAUUACCCAUUGAAGUGUACUUCAGAAAUAAGGAAGAACCUAGGAAAGUACGUUUUGAUUACGACCUGUUCCUGCACCUGGAAGGCCAUCCACCUGUCAAUCAUCUGCGCUGUGAGAAGCUUACGUUCAACAACCCCACAGAGGAAUUCCGCAGAAAGCUUCUGAAAGCCGGAGGGCAACGGGAUCCUCACAAAACUAGUUUAGAGAAUUCUAAAGUAAUGGUUUUGCAGGAAGAAUCCACUUUUGGGCAGCACCUCAAGCUGUCGACACAUCCAAGCAACUCUUUGACUGUGAGUCUCUCAGAGUCUAAGAAGAACAAAUCUUUCCAGCAGGAAAAGGAUGGGACUAAAGGAACCAACACAACGCUCCUCACCACAACCACCACCAAUAGUAACCGCUUCUCAAAACUCCACAAACCCUCCAAGGACCACAAGGAAAAACCUUUGAAAGACUCUAAAGAACCCAAAAGUGCCUUCAAAGACUGUGGGAGUGAACCCAGCAGCAAAGCCUCCAAAGAUUCCAGGAAACCCAAAGAGAACCAACCACUUAGGGAUACAGAGUCAAACCCAAAGAUGGGUUUUAAGGAGCCCAAGUCUUUGUCCAAGGAACAUCGGACCAAGUUUGUCCUCUCCUAUGGGACUGGACCAGGGAUCAGCAAGCGACUGUUGGUUUCCAAUAAUGAGGACAACGUGACCAAAAAGCGCAAGAAGGGUUUCUUGGAGUUACCGGUGAAAGCGGGUACGGGCACAGGCUCCCUGCCGCACCCACAUCAUGUGGAGAAGAAACUGCUGAAGGACAAAUCUCAGAUGUGCAUGGCAAAACAGCGGAUAAACACUAUGGAAAUGACAGACAUUACACGAGCACCUACGUUACCACAAUUUCAGGAGCUAGUGGACCCUAAUGACUUGGACAUGGAGGGCAACAUAUGCACCAAAUCAGAGUCAAAGCAGCCGAGCCCUGCCAGCUCAAGUUCAAGUUCUAGCUCGAGCUUUAUACCCAGUCACAAGCAUCAAGUGUUGGGUCCCCUCCAAUCAAUCAUGCAAGACCUGCACUCUGACGAUAAUGUAGAGGAGCCUGAGGAGGAGGAGGACAAUGAAGCAGACUCUGACCUUGAAUGGCCCAUGCACACACAUAUGACACAUUGCCACCGCAGGAUCAGCCUGAGUGACGGUAGUGAGAGUGAAAACAGCCCUGCUCCUUCACCCCUUUCACACAACAAUCCACCUCCUUUAUUAAAGACAAGUAAUAACCAGGCUUACCUGGAUGAGCUGGUAGAGCUGCACAGAAGACUAAUGGCACUGCGCGAAAGGCACAUAUUACAACAAAUAGUGAAUCUCAUCGAAGAGACUGGACACUUCCAUAUCACAAACACAACUUUUGACUUUGACCUCUGCUCUUUGGACAAAACCACAGUCAGAAAGCUUCAAAGUUACCUGGAAACGUCUGGAAUUUUGUAAGGCGAAGAGCUAUAGGCUGCCAGUGGGUUUGGUGAAUGUUAACUUCCUCUAACUACUAUUUUGUCUCUUUUUACUUGAACUUUCACUGCAAUGCAGCCUGUUCUCUCCUUGACUGAGACCAGUAUUCGGUUUGGGUCCUUGUUCUUUCUUUCUUUAGUCAGGAGUUGGCUCGUGAUAAACAAAGAACAGGUUUAACCACUACAUCACCCUGGAAAUUACCCAGGUCGACCAGAUCACCUUAUAAGCCUUAAAGUUCGCAAUUCACUAAAACGAAUUGAAAACAGUGUAUUGCUCUUACUUUACAUAUUGUUAUCGUGUACUCUGUGCGUGUUAUGUUUAGUUCAUUGUGACGUAUGUGCAACUGCCUUACUGCAUUAUCAGGCUAAGUUAUUGAAUUUGAGUUCCAAGUGUGUGUGAUGGCGAAAACAGAAUUAUACUUGCACCAACACCUCACAGCAACCAUAUCUCGUGCUGUGUAUGACAGUCAAGUUCUUUAUAACCAAAAACUGUGAGGAAUUACUUGAGUGGCAAUAAAAUGUAAAAGCAGGGGAUGGCUCUUUUUUGAGGUUAUAUGAAGUACAGAAAUGGGCAAUGGAACUUGUCAACUUGGAAAACUUGGAAAUGUCAUGCACUUACAAUUGUCACAUUGAUAUCAUAAUUGUGGUAUCAAACAUUUGUAUUUAUACUGGAUGAUUAUUUCGAAAAGGUGCUGCAUUAAAUAGUUAUUAGCUUGUGCUUGUUUAAAACUGUAACUGUCCUCAAGAUGGAACAGUCAAGAAUUACUUUUUUUUAUAUAUACAAAUGUACUAUUUAGAGUCUAGGACAUCAGAAAAUCUUUAUUUAUUAAAUGGGGAUCUUAGUUGCAAAAUCUGCAUACAUUUGGGGAGACGUUUUUGUGUCACUUGCUAUGAUUAAUAUGUUGUCCUUAGACACAUUUUAGGAAUUGAUAUUGUUUGGUAUUCAAAGGCUGUACCAUAUGUGGGAGAAUGCAUGUGAUCUUUUUCAGGGGCCAUGACAGCAGAAUGUGCUGUUUAACCUUUUGCUUGACUUUUAUGUUCCUUAUGAGGUAUUGUAAAUCGUAGAAAAAUAUUUUUAAAAAUUGGAAAAGUAAAUAUUCAUUAUUAUGUACAAAUUAAGUCAUGAAUAUCCAGCAGAGGAAAGUGUAUUGGCACUGUGAUUUCAAACUCGUGUUGCAUUCUUGUACUUUACUGCUAAAUAUUUGAUUGAAUGCCCUAUCUUUUCAUAUUUUUCCUUUGCUCUAUUUCCAAGCACAAAUACAUCUGUUUUGAUUGAAAGAAUAUCAUAUAUUGUUUGUGUCUAUAUAAACUGUAUAACUAUGUUCUUGUUUUUUGACUGACUCAUCUUUAAUGGAAACAUUUCUUAGCAUGGGGCUCCCUGGUAGCUCACUGGGUAGGGUGCGUACCAUACAAGCUGAGGCCCACACGCAGCAUCCCGGGUUUGAUUACAGCUCUGGGGUCUCAUUUAUAAAACUGUGCGUAGGAUUCUUACUCAAAGUGUACGUCCGCCCAAA